Messenger RNA from Scleropages formosus (Asian bonytongue), 3670 nucleotides. It is a transcript of the gene sptlc2b, whose product is annotated as serine palmitoyltransferase, long chain base subunit 2b. Lineage: Eukaryota; Metazoa; Chordata; Actinopteri; Osteoglossiformes; Osteoglossidae. Gene Ontology annotation, molecular function: pyridoxal phosphate binding; serine C-palmitoyltransferase activity. Gene Ontology annotation, cellular component: serine palmitoyltransferase complex. Gene Ontology annotation, biological process: ceramide biosynthetic process; sphingosine biosynthetic process. The transcript is spliced from 12 exons. The record is from RefSeq and is a predicted model, not a curated record. Bases 168 to 1895 code for a protein of 575 amino acids.
GCUAAGGGCGAUGAUUUCCGGUAUUCUCAGACGGUUCGAUUUUUGGAUUUUCCAAUGCUCAGCCCAGGAAGGGGGAGACAUUUUAACGUCUCCAUUCUGUCAAACACGUUACUAUAAUUUAUCUUGAUACUUGACGUUUUCUUUUUCUUCCCCUUAUAUUUGUAAGUAUGACCGAGAGCUCAGCGAGCAAGCCGACAAACGGCGACGCCUGUCACGGGGCUGCGAAUGGCAGGAGAACAAGGGCAAGGAACGGCUACGUGAAGAAGCAGCACCUCAUCCAGCAGCAACAGCACAAGUACUUCCCGAAGGAGAAGAUCCAGAACCAUGUCACCUGUAAUGGGGCAUUGUACAACAGGCCAUUCAGUGAGUCUUUUGAGGAGACGCCCAUGCUGGUCGCUGUCCUGACCUACAUGGGCUAUGGCAUCCUCACCCUCUUCGGGUACCUCCGGGACUUUUUGAGGGAGUGGAAGAUCGAGAAGUGUCACGUUGCCCAGGAGAGGGAGGAACAAAGGGACUUUGUACCUCUGUAUCAGGAUUUUGAAAACUUCUACACCAGAAACCUGUACAUGCGUAUUCGGGACAGCUGGAACAGACCCAUCUGCAGUGUCCCAGGGGCCAAAAUGGACCUGGUGGAGCGUGUAUCCCAUGACUACAACUGGACUUUUGAAUACACAGGCAAAGUGAUCAAAGAUGUCAUUAACAUGGGCUCUUAUAACUACCUGGGCUUUGCUGAGAACAUGGGAUAUUGUGCUGAUGCUGCAGCUGAUGUGACAAUGAAGUACGGAAUUGGAGUGAGCAGCACCAGGCAGGAGAUGGGAAAUUUGGACAAACAUGAGGAGCUGGAGAUGCUGGUGGCCAAGUUUCUGGGUGUUGAGGCCAGCAUGGUCUUUGGCAUGGGCUUUGCAACCAACUCCAUGAAUAUUCCAGCACUUACUGGCAAAGGCUGCCUGAUCCUGAGUGAUGAGCUAAACCAUGCCUCCCUGGUCCUUGGGGCCAGGCUGUCUGGGUCCACUAUUCGUGUCUUUAAGCACAACAACAUGCAGAGCCUUGAGAAACUUUUGCGAGAUGCCAUUGUCCACGGCCAGCCCAGAACCCACAGACCUUGGAAGAAGAUCCUGAUAGUUGUAGAGGGGAUUUACAGCAUGGAGGGCUCUGUGGUUCGACUGCCGGAGGUCAUUGCCUUGAAGAAGAAGUACAAGGCCUACCUAUACCUGGAUGAGGCACACAGCAUUGGUGCGCUGGGCCCCAGAGGGAGAGGUGUGCUUGACUACUUCGGCCUUGACCCCGAGGAUGUGGAUGUCUUGAUGGGCACGUUCACCAAGAGCUUUGGUGCAGCUGGAGGGUACAUUGGAGGGAAGAAGGAGCUGAUAGACUACCUCCGUGCACAGUCACACAGUGCAGUUUACGCCACAUCAAUGUCAUCACCUGUGGCAGAGCAAAUCAUCACUUCUAUGAAGUGCAUCAUGGGCGAAGACGGGACCACGAUCGGUAGGGAGCGCAUCCAGCAACUCGCAGAGAACACAACGUAUUUCCGCAGAAGACUUCGAGAGAUGGGCUUCAUAAUCUAUGGGAAUAACGAUUCUCCAGUGGUACCAGUGAUGCUAUACAUGCCAGCCAAGAUUGGGGCAUUUGGAAGGGAGAUGUUGAAGAGGAACAUUGGGGUGGUGGUGGUGGGCUUCCCUGCCACACCUAUCAUUGAGUCACGAGCCCGUUUCUGUGUGUCAGCAGCCCACACCAAAGAAAUGCUGGAUGUGGCAUUGAGCGCAAUCAGUGAAGUUGGUGACUUGCUGCAGAUGAAGUACUCCAAAUACCGGGCUCUGCCCUCCCAAGACUGGCCCUCUGAUGAGACGUCAUAUGAAGGGACUGGAAACCAAGGAACUCGUUCCCCCAUGUGAACACUGGACAUGGGUCGCUUACUUGCAGUACCAGUGGAAUGUUCAAGAACCACUCACUGUUAUAAACCUCUUCUAACCCCACCCCUUCCUUCUUAAAGAGCUUCCAACAAGACAGGAGCAAGACAAAAAUCUGUUUUUCUCAUCUUGAAAGUUAAAAUCAGUUCUGUUGUUAAUGUGGCAUUUUCUGUCAAAAGAAUUGAAAUUCACUUAUUUACUUCUCACUUUCUGCUUUAAGCUUUGUUGUGCUGUAGUAAUAUCUUGGAAUCUUCAUAGCAAAAAGAAAACCUUCCUGAAAAACCAAGCACUUCAGUUUUUACUGAAAUAAGAAAUACAAAUUACAACAAAAAGUUGUUGUAAAGUUUUAAUAAAUCACAGCUUGCAUUGAAACUUGCAAGAGCUGAAAGGAUAUUUUUCAGAAUAUUAGCUAUGAGAGAGGCCUUCGUAUGUUUCUUGAUUACAUAUUCCAGAAAAUUCUGUCUCUUAAUUUGCUGUAUUUUUUAUUAUUAUUUAUGAAGUUUGCUGUAUUUAAAUACUCUUUUUGGUAAGUGUGAUUUUGGCUGAUUGUGCUCCUGGUUUUAAUGUUCUAUUUUUUCCCCAGUUACAUUCAAAAAAAGAACUCCAGAUUGCCAUCUUACCUUACCAAAAAGAUGUUGUCCAUUUUGGAAGUAAUAUACAUCAGAUUUCUAUGAGAUGAGGUAGUCACAAACAUUUCCACAUUUACUCACUUGAUUAUUUUACCAGUGCUUUGCAUCUGUACAGAAUUACUUUUUCCCCAUUUAAGAGAUAAGAGGCAGCUUCUAGUGCAUUAUCAAAAUUGCAUGCAGUUAAAAUCUGUGCAUGCUCUCAGUGCACAGUGCAAGUACUACUGACUUUUUUUAUGUACUGGCAAUUCUUAGUUCAUGUAGUCAUUUAAGCUGAGUUUUGUCAACGAGGUGCUGAAAAACCAUUCUACAUGCAUUGCUAUUUUCACAAUGAGUCUUAAAACCCGAAAGCAUUCCAGAACUUGCUCUUAAUUACCUGUGUGAAGUAAGUUGGGUUAUAAUGCAAAUGUUCCACGCAAACAUUUGGUCUUAUUGUGAAUGCUGUUUGAGAGGGUAAAUUAAUCUAAAUGAGAGAUGUUUAAAUAUCAGACUAAUCGUUGUUAGUGGGUGUUUAGAUAAGAAAGCAAAUGGAAUUGAUUGUGGAAUAUAUGUAAACAAAUAUCUAUAUCUAUAUUGGUCUAUUUGUUUAUGAAUAAUUGUGUAAAUAUAUAUAUAUAUACAGUAAUAUAUUCAUUCAAAUGAGUAUGAAAUCCAAACAUAAUGAAAUCCUUCAAUUUAAUGUCUUGGUGGAAAAAGAUGGCUAUAUCUGACAUAUGAAUGAUUUCCUCCAUUAUUGCUAAUUUUUGAAAAAUUACUGUUCAAAUUUUUAUGUAAAUGACUUAUUUUGCAUCUAAGUAUAUUUGCACUCUGAAGGAUACCAUGCUAAUGAUACAACACAACUGUUGUCAGAACAGUGAGGAAACUGUAAAGACACUGCAGUGUGAUUUCUUGAGGUGUGGACUGCUUUGAAAAUAUAUUUGUUUUAACCUGUAAUUGCAACCAGUAAUGCAAAGGAGGGCUACUUUGUGUGGAAAAGUACUGGUUAAUCUUCUUGUUUGUAAUGUUUCAUUUCCACAAAAUUAAAAGAUGACCAAAAUGUAAGCUUUUUUUUUUUUUUUUUUUUUCCUUUUAACAGCAGAACAAUACUGAGUCACAGCAAAUAUUCAAUGUGAUUCCUGGGAAAAAUAAAUCAAA